This is a messenger RNA of Prunus persica (peach), 702 nucleotides long. RefSeq names its product aspartic proteinase nepenthesin-1. Lineage: Eukaryota; Viridiplantae; Streptophyta; Magnoliopsida; Rosales; Rosaceae. The record is from RefSeq and is a predicted model, not a curated record. Bases 1 to 702 code for a protein of 233 amino acids. The transcript has 3 exons. Gene Ontology annotation, cellular component: extracellular region.
AUGGGUGGCCCUGCUGUCCAUUCCAUUCUUUCAGUUGAAAAUUUCAACUUGUUGUCAAGCGGUGGGCAGCUGCAGCCGGUUCCAGGCGCAGGAAGACUUCAAGAUUGCAGGACUAUUGGUUUGGGAUAUGGUCCCAGUUCCCUUCCACUGCAACAAAACUAUCUUAGUGGUGGAGUAUUCUCACACUGCCUAACACGCCGAAGUGAUGUUCAAACAUUUCUCAGAUUUGGUACAGACAUCCCCACACCACCAGGCUUUCUGCGUGUCAAGAGAUUUGUGCUUUUCAAAGAAGUACCAUUCUACUACGAGAAUCUGUUGGGCAUAAGUGUACAUGGACAGAAGCUUCUCAUAGAUCCGUUGGUGUUUGCUAUACGAAAUCAGGGCACAGCAGGAGGUUGUAUCAUGGACAAUGGUGCCUCAUUUACUUUUCUCAUCACGCCUGCUUUUGAGGCUCUGGUUCAGUUUCUGGAGAUGUAUUUUAUGCGCUAUCCUCGCUUAGCUAGGGCUCCUGGUCCUCGUGCACCCUCGUUUGAACUUUGCUAUAAAUGGACGAUGCCGCCGGCGGUUGAGGUGCAGCUGCCAACAUUGACAUUUCACUUUGAAAAUGCUGACCUUGGGGUACAGCCAUCGGAGGCAUUCAUAACGGCGAAGGUUGAUUCGCAGGGAAAUGAGGCUGUGUUUGGCGUUCUUGCGAGACGAUGA